Molecule: messenger RNA, 963 nt
Organism: Cadophora gregata
Lineage: Eukaryota; Fungi; Ascomycota; Leotiomycetes; Helotiales; Ploettnerulaceae
Exons: 3
Coding region: 1-963 (320 amino acids)
Molecular function (GO): hydrolase activity
Source: RefSeq, a predicted model, not a curated record
AUGGCCGAACCAUCCACUGAAGGCUAUGCUCAAGGCUGGCUCGAGUAUGAGAAAGUCCUUGGCAUGCGACCUCUCCUCACUGGAAGUCCGCAAGAUAUCAUCGACCAGUUCAAUGGCCUUGGCGCCAGUCUCGCUGCACAAGCACCUCCCCCUGAUGCCUCCAUUAUAACUGAGGACACCACUGCGGAUGGCGUCCCAGUCCGCAUCUACACACCUCCUGGAGCGACGGGCAAGAAACUGCCUGUUGGUGUCUACUACCAUGGUGGUGGAUGGCUCGUUGGUAGUCUCGAUUCUGAGGAUGCGUGGUGCAGAGUCAUUUCCAAGAACACACCCUGCAUCCUCGUCUCGGUUGAUUAUCGUCUCAGCCAGACAGAUAAGUGGCCUACCCAACUCGACGACAGCGUCACUGCUUUCAAAUGGGCCCGCAACAAUGCCACCAAAUAUGGCGGUGACGGCAGCAAGCUCUUCACAAUCGGUGCCUCAGCAGGCGGCGGACUCGCACUCUCCGUUGCCAACGAACUUAUCAAAGCCGGGCAAGGCUCUCAAGUAAACGGUAUCGUCGCAAUGGUUCCCGUAGCCGCACACCCGGACUCCAUCCCUUCCGCCUACUCCUCAAUGUACACAGCCUACACGGAGAAUGCGACCGGAGUUCCCAUCAUCGACGCCGGUAGCAUGAAGACGUUCUUCGACGCCGCGGGCGUAAAGUCUAACGACGAGAGAGCCUUCGCUUCGUUGAGCAAGAACUUGAAGGAUUUCCCCAAGACUUAUAUUAGUACUUGUGGGAAGGAUCCAUUGAGAGAUGAUGGGAAGGUCGUUGAGGAGAUGUUGAAGAAGGAGGGGGUAGAGACGAAGAGCGAUUAUUAUGACGGAGUUCCACAUUAUUUCUGGUUGUUCCCAGGGGUGGAGAGAGGCGAGGAGUUCUUAUUGAAUGUUUGUAAGGGGGCGAAGUGGGUCAGUUCUUAG